Aspergillus sclerotioniger CBS 115572 is the source of this 3090-nucleotide messenger RNA. Its product is annotated as NRPS-like enzyme. The record is from RefSeq and is a predicted model, not a curated record. Lineage: Eukaryota; Fungi; Ascomycota; Eurotiomycetes; Eurotiales; Aspergillaceae. Bases 1 to 3090 code for a protein of 1029 amino acids. The transcript is spliced from 6 exons.
AUGAAGGCAUCCAUUUUAAAAUCCGAGUUUGAUCCCCCCACCGAGUUGAUCCCCCACCUGGUAGAUCACUACGCCAAGACAACCCCAGAAGAAAUAUACGCAGAAUACCCCAUUUCUCCCACUAGCUACGAUGAUGGCUACCGCCCGAUCACCUACCGUUCCUUCGCGAACGCAAUCAACGGCAUGGCUUGGUGGCUGAUCAAAACCCUGGGUCCGGGCCGAGGCGAGAUACUGACUUAUAUCGGCCCCCAUGACGUGCGAUACCCAGCUCUGGUUCUGGGUGCAGUCAAAACCGGUUACAGUUUGUUUCUCACUUCCCCACGAAACAGCGUGGCAGCCCAUCAAAGCUUGUUCCAGGGCCUGAACUGCACGAAAAUCCUGGCACCUAGCCCGUGUCCGGCUGCGGUUACUGCGAUUCGAGAGGCGAUCCCGAUGGAUAUUUUUGAGGUUCCUAGCGUUGAGCAUCUGCUAGAUAUCGAACACCCUCAUUUCGAAUUCUUGAAGACAUAUCCGGAACAUGCCGAGGAAAAGCUUGUCAUUGUGCAUACCUCGGGCUCAACCGGCAUCCCAAAGUCCAUUGUCUACACCCAUGAUGCUGCGGUCAGGCAUAUGCGCAUGAAUUCUCUGGGGCCUCCGGACGGGUUCGACGGUCAAACUACCUGGAUCAACGGGAAGAGGGAGUUUGUGCCACUGCCACCAUACCAUGCCGCAGGUCUAGCCCAUCUCCUGUUCUUUAUACCUGCGAAAACCACGAUCAUCUGUCCCACAUCUAGCGUGCCAACCGCAGCAGGACUAGUCGCUGCCUCCAAGAAGACUCGCCUUGAUGUGGCCAUGGUUUCUCCUGUGAUGUUGCAGGAACUGGCCCAGAAUGCUGAGCUGUUAGAGGAAUGCAGCCAGAAUAUCACGCGCCUUAUGUACAGCGGAGGGAAUCUUCCUGACCAGCUCGGUGACAGAAUCGCCUCCAAGUUCAAAUUGGCUAACCAAUUCGGUGCCACAGAGGUGGGUAUGUUGAAUUCUAUUCAAUCCAAGAGAAGAGAUCCCCAAAAAGACUGGCAAUAUACCCAGUUCAACCCGGCUGUGGGGCCCGAGUUUCGUCGAGUCACAGAAACCGAGUAUGAGCUUGUUAUAGUUCGUUCCCCUGCUCUCGAAGCACACCAGUUCACGUUUGCAUUAUUUCCCGAGCUGCAGGAAUAUCAUACAAGAGACCUUUGGAGGAGACACCCAGACCCAGACAAGGCCGACUUUUGGCAGUGGAGUGCCCGGCUGGAUGAUGUGAUUGUCUUUUUGAACGGGGAGAAAACAAACCCUAUCUCCAUGGAACAGGCUAUUUUGUGUGCUAACCCUGAGGUUUCUGUUGCGCUGGUAGCUGGUGCGCAGCGCUUCCAAGCCUCUCUUUUGAUUGAACUCGCAGAACCUAUAUCAUUGAACCCUGCUGAGAGAGCUGCAUGUAUUGAGCGGAUUUGGCCGUCCAUCCAAGAGGCAAAUACAGUCUGUCCGGCACACGCUCGCAUUGCGAAAACGCAUGUCCUCUUUACACGGCCGGAGAAGCCACUUCCCCUUUCUGCAAAGGGAAUUGUGCAGCGCUCGGCAGCGCUGUCGCUCUACAGGGAAGAGCUUGACGCCUUGUAUGCUGAUGCCGAUCGUUUGUCGUCCCCAGCAGACGGCGAGUCUAUCGGUCCAGGUCGUGUGAGUGACCCACAGAUUGUGUCAGACUUUAUCCAACACUGCGUGUCCACCAUCACUGAAUGGGAUAUGAAUCUCCACGUCUCGGAGAACUGGUUCCAUCUAGGCAUGGACUCUCUCCAAGCCAUGACGGCAGCACGACAGCUCCGACAAGGCUUUCAAAUAGGCUAUCAUUCAACUCACAAACAACCAACCAACCACCCACGAAGAAACCAUACACAAACAGCUCGAAGAAAGAUACAACCUCCUACAAUACUUCCAAAGCCAACUAACCACCACCCCAACCAAUCAUCCCCCCAGAGCCCCCCAAACCACAAAAAACACACCAUCAUCCUCACCGGCUCCACCGGAACCCUAGGAACCUACAUGCUCUCCAUCCUCCAAAACCACCCCUCCGUCGCCCACAUCAACUGCUUCAACCGCAAACCCACCAGCCAAGCCACCCAACACCAAAAAUCCACCCUCCACCACCUCCUUCCUCCCUCCCAAUCCCAAUCCCUACCUCUCACAACGUUCCACACCAUCGACCUCACCCACCCAACCCUCAACCUCGACCCAAAAACCUACACCACCCUGCAAGCCACCACAACCCUAAUCAUCCACAACGCCUGGCCCGUCAACUUCAACCUCUCCCUCUCAUCAUUCACCCCGCAACUCGCCGGCGUAACCAACCUCAUCAACUUCGUUUCUUCAUCCCCCACCCCACCACACAUCUUCUACAUAUCCUCCAUCAGCUCAGUCAUGAACCACCACCCGAGCCAUAUCCCAAUCCCGGAGGAGAUUGUCCACACCCCAAGUCCCUCGAAAACAGGCUACGCAGAUAGCAAAUACAUCUCCGAACACCUCCUCUACCACGCAGCCCGUACCCACCACGUCCCUGUAUCCAUCGCCCGGGUAGGCCAAAUCGCCGGCGCGGUACAUACCCCGGGGAUAUGGAACAGGGAUGAGUGGUUUCCGAGUUUGGUUCGGAGUUCGUUGGAGGUGGGGGCUGUGCCGAGGGAUAUUGGGCCUUUGGGGAGGGUGGAUUGGGUGCCGGUGGAUUUGGUGGCUGAUGUUUUGGUGGACUUGGCUGUUGGGGAUAAGGGGGAGUUGGAAUGGUAUAAAGGGGGAGGAGAGGUGGAGGUUGUGUCGUUUGGGGAGUGGGUGGGACGGGUGAGGGAGGUGGUUGAGGGUGUUGCGGAGAGGGGAGGUGAGGCAAUUAGGGAUGAGAUGGAGAAGAACCCUGCUGGGAAGUUGUUAGGGUUUUUUGAGGAUGCGGUGUCUGGGUGUGGUGAUCCGGGGAGGGUCUUUGAGACUAAGCGGACGGCGGAGAGGAGUGGGAAGUUGAGGGCUGUGGAGGGGGUGAAGGCAGAGUGGGUGAGGAAGUGGGUGAGGGAGUGGAUGGGGGAUGUUAAGGAGAGGGGUUAG